GAUGCACGCGGCGUCCACAUUAUGCGGCAAUGCCAGCGCGGCGUCGGACGCAGCCAACGGCUCCUCCUGCUACCUGCUCGAUCCCUCGUGCGACCCGCAGGCGCAUUUUUUCGCAGAUGCGCAGUACAACCGCUACAGGCCACCCUCCGUGUACACGGACGCCGAAGGUGAACCGACAGUCGUAUAUUUCCAGCUUUUCAUCCAGAGCGCAUUUUACGCCUGUCCCGUAAACCAGGAGCUCUAUUUCGCGAGUCAGAUGGAAUACUCCUGGCUGGACGCGCGUCUCAACCUCAGUCUCUUGGUGGACGGCCAGCGAACGUCGCCCCUGCCCGAAGGCCUGUCGGACCGCCUCUGGAGGCCCCGCCUGGCCUUCUCGCCAGUCACGAAGCUCAGCCCACUCGACUCGCAAGCCGACCGGCGCUUGAGGUUCCGUGUAGCGCCUGACAACCGCAUUGUCGCGAGCCAAAGACUGAACUUUGCGCUCUGUUGCAACAUUGACUACAUCUACUAUCCAUUCGACGUUCACGUCUGCGACAUGUCCAUCGUAAAUACGGACAGCGACGACCACCAGUCGAUCUUGCGCUGGAUAGGAGACGAGCAAAGUCCGUUCCGCGUGUCAGAGAAAAGCAUCCACUUCGACACGAGCAAAGUCGGCGAGGGAACCUUCAAUUUCCUCGGCAUCCUGCCGCUCUUCGUGGUGGACGACUUGCCUGGCGGUGGGAGGCGCACGCGGCUCGUGGUGCGCGCCGCGUUCCGGCGCCAGCUGCUCGCCGUGCUGAUAGAUCCGCUCGGGCCGAGCCUGUUUCCCGUGCUGCUGUCUUGGACUGGCUUCUGGCUCGAUCCGAAACGUCCCGUGACUCGCGCGGCGCUCAUGGCGCUCUCGUUCGUGAUCCUGGAGCACCAGCAGGUGAGCCACUUCACCAGCAGGGCCCAGGAUCACCAGCUGCGCUCCAUCGACGUCUGGUACCUCAUCUGCCGGUGCUUCAUCAUGGCCGCGCUCCUCGAGUACGUCCUCAUACUGCACACGGCGGACAACUUGCAAGAUUGCUCCGUUCCUCCUUCGCCGCCUCGCGGUGCCACCUCAGGCGUCGACGUGUCCUCGCCGGCGUCGAUGGCCACCACGGCCGGCGGCUGCGGCAGCUCGCAGGCGAAGCUCGCAACUUCGUCCGCGACUUCGCCCGCAACCUCUGCAACGGCCGCGGGACUGGCACGCGUGGUGCGGCUUUCGCCUCAGGAAACGGACGACGCGUGCAAGACGUUCUUCCCGCUCGCCUUCUUGCUGGCGUCGCUGCUGUACGCCGGCGCCUUUGCCGGACCGUUGCUCACGUCCAAGGACUUCGCCAAGUUACCCGUCCGCUAUGCGGAGUGAGAAGGUCACACCCGACACGCCCGAGAUCGCUUGUUCAGUGGUGUGUCAAACACGUGAAACGCUUCUUCAUGAG
Messenger RNA from Rhipicephalus sanguineus (brown dog tick), 1442 nucleotides. RefSeq names its product glycine receptor subunit alpha-2. Gene Ontology annotation, biological process: chemical synaptic transmission; regulation of membrane potential; signal transduction. Gene Ontology annotation, molecular function: chloride channel activity; neurotransmitter receptor activity; transmembrane signaling receptor activity. The transcript has 7 exons. Bases 2 to 1369 code for a protein of 455 amino acids. NCBI's taxonomy places the organism in Eukaryota, Metazoa, Arthropoda, Arachnida, Ixodida, Ixodidae. Gene Ontology annotation, cellular component: membrane; neuron projection; synapse. The record is from RefSeq and is a predicted model, not a curated record.